GUCAGGUUGUUGUUCCCCGGGAGCUUGCGUCAUGUAUCACGCUUCUCCUCCGCUCAAACAUGGCGAGGUAGUGGUACAGAUUCACAUCAUCCGUGAAACAGCCCUUAUUUAAGUGGACCAGGUGGUUUGGUGUAGUGUUUCUUUUUAUGGUUUUAGUCCUAUGGAAACGGAUCUUAUCGAGAAGAUGCCGUGCCAUAACCAGCAGCUGAAUAACAGUGAGAGCCCCGAACACGCCGCGAAGCACGUCCGCUUCGCCCGCAGCAGCCCUGCAGCCGAGACCUGUCAAGACGAACCGUGCGAUAACCAAACCACGAGCGACAUCCAACGACAAAUAGGACCUCAGCUUAAGCUCUUGCCAUUAAAUGACCAAAUACGAGAACUUCAGACAAUCAUUCGGGACAAAACUACCAGUAGAGGUGAUUUUGUGUUCUGUGCUGAUAGAUUGAUAAGAUUAGUGGUGGAGGAGGGUCUCAAUCAGCUUCCAUACAGUGAAUGCACUGUAACCACACCAACAGGACAUAAAUAUGAGGGUGUGAAGUUUGAAAAGGGAAACUGCGGGGUUAGCAUCAUGAGGAGUGGUGAGGCCAUGGAGCAAGGCCUCAGAGAUUGCUGCAGAUCAAUCCGUAUCGGGAAGAUUCUGAUCCAGAGCGAUGAGGAGACACAAAAGGCUAAAGUUUACUAUGCAAAGUUCCCUCCUGACAUCAGCCGAAGGAAGGUUCUUCUCAUGUACCCUAUACUUAGUACAGGCAACACUGUAAUAGAAGCGGUGCGGGUGCUGAAUGAACACGGCCUGCAGGCCAAACAUAUCAUACUUCUGAGUCUCUUCUCCACUCCACAUGGUGCAAGGUCCAUUGUUCAAGAGUUUCCUGACAUCACUAUACUGACAACUGAAGUGCACGCUGUCGCUCCGACACACUUUGGACAAAGGUAUUUCGGCACAGACUGACAACCCACCAAUAACACACACAUUCACUUGGAUUCAGCUGAAGCGGCUUGUGUGUUUUGUUUUUGUUUUAUUUUAUUCAUCUGGUAAAGCCUGACCAGCCCACAGCAAGUGUCUCUGUGUGUGUGUGAUUGGUUCAUCAGGGCUGGCCUCUGUAUUUUUAUUGGUUGUUAUUAUAUAUUUAUCAAUGCUUAAUGUGAGCAAAUGUAUUAUAAUCUUCGAAAUACAUGUGCUUGUCCAUGAUGCCACCAGGAUUAAAACAAACCGUUCCUAAAAAGUGAUGCAAAACAGAAAAAUACAAAUAAAAUAUUUUGUAUUAAAUGAACUGUAUGUUUACUUUUUUAAAUAAAAUCUGU
Molecule: messenger RNA, 1299 nt
Organism: Onychostoma macrolepis
Lineage: Eukaryota; Metazoa; Chordata; Actinopteri; Cypriniformes; Cyprinidae
Gene: uprt
Product: uracil phosphoribosyltransferase (FUR1) homolog (S. cerevisiae)
Exons: 7
Coding region: 161-946 (261 amino acids)
Source: RefSeq, a predicted model, not a curated record